AUGACGCGGCGAAAAAGUGUGUGUUUAAAGUGGACAUUAGUUUUAUUAGUAGUUUUAGUUUGUCCGUCUGUAUAUACGCGACCUCAGGAAGUGCCUGCUAUCACCGCAAAUAGCGAAAAUGAGGAAAAAACAACCUCAACUCCAAUAAGUUCACGGGGUAUACAAAAUAAAAAACGACCAAAACCAGUAACAAAUAGAAACCAGGAUGACUAUUUCUCACAAAAUCAAAAGAAACCAACAAUAAGAAAAGUAAUCACCAAGUGGAGAGAUAAAACUAAGUUUGAUGAUUUAAUAUUUUCUUCCGAAAUCACAAGUUCACCAGAGCAAACACACAAUGAAAUGAAUCUCAACAACUACAAUAAUGACACAAACAUAGAGGGCUCUGAAGAAAUAAAUUCUAAAAGAUAUAAUAGACCUCCAAGUGAUAUGUAUUACAAUGGUCACAAUAAACCAGGACCUCAAUAUUCACAGGAAAGUCACAUGUAUUCUAAUAAUAUUCAAGUAGUGGACUCUAACUCUCAUCCACAUAUACAAGUAAUUGAGCAUUAUCCACGUCCAACUAGACCUGUUUAUGUCCAUAGUAUUCCUACUCCCACACCAAUUAUUACUAAUGUAGGUUAUCCUAAGCCUUGGACCCAAAAUGUUAGACGGACAACAACGCAAAAACCAAGGCCUAAUUAUGAAUAUCACCACAACGUAAAUCACCAUGGUGGUAAUUAUGAAGUUACGACUUUUGAACCAACAAGUUCUUACACCGAUAGAAUUGUUAUACGACCUGAACAAUAUAGCCCGUAUCCAGAAGAUUGUCCUACUAUAUAUUUAACUUUAAAUAAUACUUUUCAAGGUGAAGGUAAAGAAGCUUGCCCAGACUUAAAUAUAGCAGUUAAUACUAAUGUAGUAAAUAAAAAUGUGGUAAUAGAAUCAGAUGAGGAAGGCGAAGGCUUCUUUCCUGGAUUUGGCUUAGGUUUGGACGAAGAUUCUAUCUUAAAUGGCGGAGACAAUUCUGGCACUGACUCCUCCAAAGAUGAAGAUUAUUCUGAAUCAGAUGAAAACACAGAACAAAACGAUAGUGCAUCUAUUGAAGGAACAGAGUUAGCAAAUUAUCAUUCUGCAAACAGUCCUAUUCAAUCGCAGUCCAGUGAAGCUGGUGGAUUUGGAGCUGCAACUUCUCCGAUAUCUGCAAUAACUAAACCCAGUUCAGGAGGGGAAGACGAUGACAUAUUUAGUUUUUCAUCUUUAAUAGACUUUUUUCGUCCAGCAUUAAAUGCUUUUAGUUGGCUAGUAACCCCCUUAAGUUUAGGGUUAUUUCCCCUUUUGUUAGCUCCUUUAGGUUUACUCUUUGCGGGGACAGGAGUUGCUGCAUUAUUUUCUCCUUGGUUUCUUCCAGUUGGUAGAGAAGCCCCUAAAGUUAUACAGGUUUAUAAACCAGAAUGGCGAUGGGAUGACAAGUUGAAAACAGACACAUCUACGAAGACAGUUUCAUCUGUACCGGAGCAACUUAUUCAACCUGCAUCACCAGCUCCUGAAAGCACUGCUAGAGAUGUGAAAUCAAAAACUCCGAUACGAGAAUCUAUUAAAAUGGUGGCUAUUCAACUUAUGGACAAACCCAAUUCAACAAUAGAAGCACCCAUCAUCUCAGACACUAGAAUGCCACCAAAGCUCAAAACUCAAGUCAAACAUAGAAUAAGGACGAGAAAUGAAGACGAAGAACAAUACGAGAAUGCACAUCCAGGUGAAGCAGUUCCGGUUAGUGUGGAAGAACUUGAUAAUAAUAACAAAGUAAAUGAGGUAAAACAUGAAUCAUCAACGUCUAAUGAAGGCAUUUCAACUUGGCAUUCAUUAAGUAAUGGGCACAAAGAAAACACACCCACUGAACCUACAAAACUCGAGGAAAAAGAAAAGAAAACUAAGCCUGUUAAAAGUAAACCAAAACGACCACAAACAAAUAAAAUAAAUAAGCGCCCCAUCAUUGGUAGCACAAAUAAAGCUGAUUUAGUCGCUGGGGGUUCAGCUAUUAACGAGAACGUUUUAAACAAGUUAAAAGAUACCGUGCUAUCAAGUGUUCAGAAAAACAAAAACACUGUUAAGCCUAGUACAACCACUACCACCACAACGACUACUACUACUACUACUACUGAAGCAACCACAACAAAAAAACAAACUAAACCCAUUGUUACUCCCAGCGUAAACGUAAGUAAUAAAACAAAAAAGAAGAACAAAAAUAAACAGAAAACUACAAGCACUACUUCACCAUUACCCAUGAUUGACGAGUCCGCUCUUUUACCUACUGAAGCAAAAGAACAAGAAAUUGAACUAGAAGUUAGUACACCAGCCACAACAACAAAAAAACCAAAAAGAAAUUCAACUAAAAAGAAAAAUAAAACAAAGAAACGCAAGACAUCAACGCCAAAACCAAGUACUGAUGUUGCUAUUACCGAUGUGAAAAAUUCGAACAAAACAAAAAGCAAUAAAAAUUCUAAAAAACCACCUGUACAAACUGGUGCUAUUACAACCCAAAUUUAUAAUUACUUGUCAAGAGAAGUUAUGCCUUCUGUGGGAGUAGGUAUGUUAGGCUUAGCAAGUUUAGUUGGUAUUGCUGGUUACUUUUUGUAUCCAUUUGCUACUCCAGUACGCAGAACCUUUGAAGUAGACAAGAGUGAUGAUUUAUAUAGAAACAAUGCUGAAGAAUACGCUAAUGAUGGCAAUGGACAAGCAGAGGAAGAAAUGUUGGGGACUGUAUUAGCUGGUAUGCCUGCUCAUGCUAAACAUAAGUUGAACCCAUAUGCUGCUCAAACAACUCAUAUUAAUCGGUAUCCAGUAAAGAAAGAACAAGAUAUUAGAUAUAGGUAUGUUACACCUAGCUAUAAUCCAAAUUACAAAAUGCAUUACGCCCAACAAAAGACAGGAAUAGCACAUGCUGCUGUAUACUCUAAACCUCUUACAUAUGGGCCAUAUGAAACACGUCAUUCUUAUACGACUGAAGGAAAAUACAACUAUGAAAAAGCUAAGCAACCGAAUUAUACUCCUUAUUCCGCAGCUGCUGUAGAGCCAAUAUAUGCAGCAACACAGACUGGGCCUUCGGGAGCAUCAUCAUACGGAAGUGACGCAUCAAAUUCUGUGGUAUAUGGUGUUAAACCAUCAUCCGAAUCAGAUUUUAAACCUGUUUACCCCUUUGAAGGUCAGUUUUUUAGUGAAACGACCAGUAGCUCUGUGACGUAUUCACCAACAUCAAUGUAUUUAGGUUCAAACAAUAAUGCGGAUAAUCAGGAAGAUGUGAAUAAAUAUGAAGAAAAUUCAUAUAACUCAGAGGCGUCAGAUAACCAGUUUGUGGUGGGAAAUGUUCCAAAAGAGCUUUCAGAUUCUGCCACACCCGCAGUAGUACCUGAACAUGGACCAAGAAAAUUAAGAGAAAAACGCAGCGUUACUGGUUCAUUGGAAGAACUUUUGAAUGAGCCUGACUUUGAUAAGGACCCGUUGAUAAGUAAUGAAAUUGAUGAUUUUCACAAUAGUAAGAUUAGUACUUUCGACAAUGUUUUAACGCCUUACACUGAACUAAAAGUCAGUGAAGUACCUGAACCUACAGAUGCUUCAGCAAACGAGGUUUCAAAUUCACCAAACAAUGAUGUUGAAAGCAGUGAAUCUAGUAACGUGAAUACGGAAGAAACUGAGGGAGAUAAAAUAAGUUCUGUUGCCUCAACAGACACAGAAACAACAAAUACAGAUCUAGACGAAUACGUUGAAAAUAUUUCAACUGUACCAAUAAGUAGUGAGACAACAACAGAAGGUGAAUUAUAUGAUGAGCCAGAAAGCACCACUGAGUCUGUCAGUAUUUCUGAAGACCCUUCCACUUCUGCUACUCCUGACGAUAGGCGUAUCAAUUAUUUGAAUACAUCAACAACUGAACAAACCCUGACAUAUCAGACUGAACCUGAUACUGAGACUAAAACGACAUCAGAGGUAAAAGUUGAUACCUUAGGUGUCGUACUAAAUACAUCCCCACCUACAGAACAGCCUAAAGAAGGUACAACCGUGAAAUCUUUAGAUGGACCUGCAGUAGUUGCAACAGAAAGUCCAGAUUUUUCGUUUCCGUCCGCGUCACAGUUCGGAAUUUAUUCAUUACUUCAAAAAAUUGUAGUUUUUAAAUUAAAACUCGGCCUCGGACUUAUUCAAAGUACGGUAGAUGUUUUAAAUAAACUAAAACUUGAUACUACUAGUGUGCUUAAUAAUGUUUAA
Molecule: messenger RNA, 4233 nt
Organism: Arctia plantaginis
Lineage: Eukaryota; Metazoa; Arthropoda; Insecta; Lepidoptera; Erebidae
Source: the annotation of a GenBank genome assembly